Messenger RNA from Synchiropus splendidus (mandarinfish), 6087 nucleotides. RefSeq names its product DNA-binding protein SATB1 (gene satb1b). Gene Ontology annotation, biological process: chromatin remodeling; regulation of transcription by RNA polymerase II. Gene Ontology annotation, molecular function: RNA polymerase II cis-regulatory region sequence-specific DNA binding; DNA-binding transcription factor activity, RNA polymerase II-specific. The record is from RefSeq and is a predicted model, not a curated record. The coding region runs from base 1184 to 3877 and encodes 897 amino acids. The transcript has 14 exons. Lineage: Eukaryota; Metazoa; Chordata; Actinopteri; Syngnathiformes; Callionymidae.
UGUGUGCACGCGUCUGCGUGGGACUCACCGUAACCAUCGGCGUGUGUUUGUUUAUGCGCGUGUAAUUUCUCCCUCGUCCACUUUCCCAACUUUUAUUUGUCGCCGUUGGGACUUUUUUUUUCCUUCUCCAGGGAUGCGGAUGCGUCAGCCGCGCGCUUGUUGUUCUUCUCUCUCACGCGCUCACAUCCCCUCUUUUCAUUGACAUCCCCCCGUUUGCUUAAUUGUUUUACCCCUCACUAACACGGGAGGAGAGGAAGAGCAGCAGGGAGGAGAGGAGCGAGGAGAGAGAGAGAGGCGGAGAGGGGGGAGUGAUGAGUCAAUACAACUAAUAAUUUAAUGGGGACAGAGAGGGAGAGCCGGAGCGAGAGGGGGAGAGCUAGAGAGAACGCGGAGCAGGACGCCUCCUCCUACUACCACGACCGCGGGCUGCUCUCCGACACGUCCACGGGAGAUUAUCCACAGCGUACCGGACUGUCGGCGAGACUUUUCACCCUUCUUUUCCUUGUUUGGCGCGGCGAACCUGUUUCGAGGCUUCGCCUGCGACGAUGUAGCCGGUAGUCUGUUCUCGCUAAACCGACGUUCAAAAGCCGUUGUUGUCGCUCUCCCACUGCGUUUGUCCACCGUGUCUGACACACAUUUGGACCUUCGCGGUUCCCGUGCGCCGAUUUAGCCCGGGAAGCCGGUGUUUUGUGGGCACGAGCGGCUGCUAACUGCUGCUCGCGCUGCCGAUGUAGCGACUCGGAUGUUGUGGAAGCGAACUACUUGACUUGUCAGCGAUGGACGCGGUCGGAAGCUCACUUUCUGGCGGCAUAUGACAGCCGACCCGCUCCUGCCUUCCUUCUCAUGACGAACCAGCUCUUGAGACUCGGCUAAUAAGCGGUAGAUACUCACAAAUGUUCCCCGGUCGCGGUGCAUCUCGACCCGGUCGCCUUUGCCUCACACCCCGGUUGUUGUUCUCACGCACCGCCUGCCUCUCAUCCUCGAAGAAGAGCCGGCGAAGACGUCCGGUUCUCAGGCUGAGCACAUAAGUUGAGGCGCAGAACGGGAAGUUUUCUUCUUUUUUUCGGUGUGUUUUUGCCUCAUAUCUACCCUGGACGAACUUGAAGAGUUGCCCAGGUGGUGGUGUGUGCUGGCCGGUGCUGAAGUGCUGCGUUCAAGGUGAUAGCGAGCUGAGGUGCUGAAGAUGAUGGAACAUCUCAGCGAGACGUGUUUGGGAAAGGAGAACGCCGAGCUGGUGAGCAGUAUGGCCGAGGCCAAAGCGCCACCGGCCAAGAUGCCCCGCAUGGAGCAGAACGGCAGCCCCCUGGGUCGGGCCCGGCUAGGCAGCACCGGGGCCAAAUUAGCCGGAGUGUCGUACAAACCCACCGGCCACCUGCUGAAGACCUGCCACAAGAGAGGCAACAUGCUGCCGGUGUUCUGCGUGGUUGAGCACUAUGAGAACCCCAUGGACUUCGACAGCAAAGAGGAGCAUGCAGAGUUCGUGCUGGUGCGAAAGGACAUGCUUUUCAACCAGCUGAUCGAGAUGGCGCUUCUGUCACUGGGAUACUCGCACAGCUCGGCCGCCCAGGCCAAAGGUAUGAUUCAGGUGGGGAAGUGGAACCCCGUCCCACUGUCAUAUGUGACAGACGCGCCGGACGCCACAGUGGCGGACAUGCUGCAGGACGUCUACCACGUGGUCACGCUCAAGAUCCAGCUGCACAGUUGUCCUAAGCUGGAGGACCUACCGCCCGAGCAAUGGAGCCACUCUACAGUAAGAAACGCCCUCAAGGAGUUACUCAAAGACAUGAAUCAGAGCUCUCUGGCUAAAGAAUGUCCCUUAUCACAGAGUAUGAUUUCCUCCAUCGUGAACAGCACUUACUAUGCAAAUGUGUCGGCGGCAAAGUGUCAGGAAUUUGGGCGCUGGUAUAAACAUUUCAAGAAGACAAAAGAUAUGAUGGGCAUGCGUCAGACCUCUCAGCUGGAGGGCUACCUGGGGACGUGUGUCCUCCGCGAGAGCCCGCGUGCCAAUGCACUAGCUGAGAUGGAUGGCCUGGCAGACUUGUCCCCUCCCGGCUCCAACCACAGCCACAACCACCUGAGUUUCUCCCAGCAGCAGCAGCCCAUCCCAGGCAGCACAGCAGAGCAGACCCCUUCCUCUCCGGUGCCCCCGCUCCCACACGCACCUCCGCCACACAGCGGACAGACGGGCGGGCGGCAGCCACAGCUCCCGGGUCUGCACCACCCGGGCCUGGUGUCCACGCCCAUCAGCCCGCAGCUGGUCAACCAACAGCUGGUGAUGGCGCAGAUCCUCAACCAGCAGUAUGCAGUCAACCGCUUGUUGGCGCAGCAGUCGCUGUCGCAGCAGUACCUCAACCACCCUCCCGUCAACCGGAACUCGCACAACAAAACCCUGGAGCCUCAAGUGGCGUCCAACACUGAGGUGUCUUCAGAGAUCUACCAGUGGGUCAGGGACGAGCUGAAGCGGGCCGGAAUCUCGCAGGCCGUGUUUGCCAGAGUGGCCUUUAACAGAACCCAGGGCUUGUUGUCGGAGAUCCUCCGCAAAGAGGAAGACCCCAAGACCGCCUCCCAGUCGCUACUGGUCAACCUGCGGGCCAUGCAGAACUUCCUGCAGCUGCCCGAGGCGGAGCGCGACCGCAUCUAUCAGGAAGAGAGGGAGCGCAGCCUGACCGCCGCCUCUGCCAUGGGCUCGGCGCCGCUCAUCAGCACUCCGCCCAGCCGGCCUGUGCAGGUACCAGAGAUCGUGACAGUAGAGCCGCACUGGCGCCAGGAAAUGCUGCCGCGGAGGGAAGACUGCAACAGCGUGCGGCCGGAGGACUGGAAUCCCCGAAUCCCAGUGGGCAUUUCCCCUGUUGCUAAGAGACUGGACAUGGAAGUGUUGACGGUUCCAUUCCGAGGCCAGUUUAAUCAUUGUGUGAAGCCGUCUCCCCUGCCAAGUGAGUGGAACGGAAAGACGGAGAGCUGCAUCCUGAACAUCAACUCCACCAUCUACGACGAGAUCCAGCAGGAGAUGAAGCGGGCUAAAGUCUCUCAGGCGCUCUUCGCCAAGGUGGCAGCAUCCAAGAGCCAGGGCUGGCUCUGUGAGCUCCUGCGGUGGAAGGAAGACCCGUCCCCGGAGAACCGGACUCUGUGGGAGAACCUGUCGAUGAUCCGCCGCUUCCUCAGCCUGUCGCAGGCCGAGCGCGACGCCAUCUACGAGCAGGAGAGCAGCGCCGGACAGCAGCACCACAGCGAGCGGCCCACGCACCUGAUGCACGUCACUGCCGACCAGCUACAGACUCAGCAGGCGCAGCAUCACCAGACCUCCUUGACCCUCCAGCACCCGUCACAGCCUCUCCUGUCCCAGCAGCCCUUGCAGCAGCAGCAGCAGCAGCAGCCCACCUCCGGAUCACGCCAGCCCUCCACCGCCUCCCCGGCCGAGAACGAGGAUGAGGUCAGCCGCGGCGUCAGCGUCAAGUCCCGCGCUGGCGGAGGGAAGAUCUCCCUGGAGGCUCUGGGGAUCCUGCAGAGCUUCAUCCAGGACGUGGGCCUGUACCCGGACGAGGAGGCCAUCCACACGCUGUCGGCCCAGUUGGACCUCCCCAAGCUCACCAUCAUCAAGUUCUUCCAGAACCAGCGCUUCUACGUCAACCACCCCACAAAGACUCACAAGGAGCACAACAACAAAAACGCGGCGGUGAGCAGCAGCAGCAGCGGCAGCAGCAGCAGCAGCCCGGCCUUCGACGAGGACCUGACGGACUUCCGGGAGGGUUCGGACCUGCUGAAGGGUCUGGACGAGGGCACGCAGACUAACAACACCAUCUUCUCCAUCAAAAUCGAGGAGCAGCUGGGUCGUGGCGCCGAAGCCCAGCCAGAGUUGGAGACGGAGGCAAAAGAGUAGGCGGCGGCGACGCGAGCACAAAUGGACGCAGCGACGCGGCUUAGUACCGUGUUUAUAUCGGACUGAGGUGCCGUCGCGCUUCAACGACUACUUUUAGAGUUUUGUAAAACUUGUAUGAUUCACUGUAAAGACUUCGUCGAAACAACCGCACAACCAACAUCCACUCGACCGACUUUUGUUUUCUCCGUCAGCCUUCUGUCAGACAUAUUCCCAAUUUUCAUUGCACAGAUGUCUACGUUUCAUCACGUCGCCCCCUGCUGGACUCAGAAGUUUCACCUCAUUAAGAAAGAAUCUUCUAUCUUCAACCACUUGAAACAAAAUGGUUUUUACAGAUAAAUUUUGUUUUUUCUCUUGACAUCUGAGGUUUAUUUUUCUAGCCAGCGAUGCUAACAUAGCACAAGGAUCAGGCCAGGAUCUAUUUUUUUACUGUCCUGUGGCGCCCAAAUUCAUUCUUUUUUAAAGUCAUUUUUACCGUUCAUUUGUGCCUCUGUUUUUUGUGUUAUAGCUCUUGAACAGUUUAUUGAUUUUCAAUUGAUUUUCUAAUAUUAAGGGUCUAAGAGCAACAUGUAAUCUGACUAUGGCAGUUCAGUUUUGGUUUGUUUAAUUGAUUCAAAAUUUUUGUUUCUUUUUUUUGUCAUCAUUUUCCAGUAUUUUCAGUAUUUUUUUACCAGUUAGUUUGCUUUUUUAGUAUCAUUUUUGUCAUUUUUGUUAUGUUUCAUUUGUUACUUUGUUCUUUUUUUAUUUUAUCCCCUUGACAACUUCAGAGAGAGCAAUUGUUUCUCAUCUGAAAAUUUUAUGUUUUUUCUUGCUAAAUUUUAGUUUACAACUCAAUUCAACUUACAACAACUGAAACUGAUAUUAUUUAUUCAUUUUUAUUUAUUUAUGUGACUUUCCGCGCCCAAAAAACCUGUCAAGAGACCCGAAACAUUCAGGACACGUCGGUCCAACAACCACGGAGUCAAUCAACCGAGUGCCGAACAUUCAUUUCUCUCUGCAAGCGCGAAACCUGAAAACAAAAGUCUUUAUUUCUGUCGAGUCGUUGUUGCUGUGGAAACUCCCAGACUGCACUCUGCCAUUUUACACUGAUCAUUUCGGAGCUACUGAAAAAAAAAAAAAAAACUUGGUGUGUUCUUGUCGUUUCACUGGAUUUUAUUUAGGGAUUGCGAAUGAAAUGGAGGACCAAGUGGUUUGGACCGAGCCUUAACCAUCAAGUCCGCUCGACGCGGGACGCCCCAGGUGCGGGAGGAGCUCUUAGCUAGCGAGGAAUUAUAAAUAAAUAAAUAAAUAAAUAUAUCUAUUUACAGACAUAUAUUGUACAAAUAAAAAAUGACAGUCUUAAAUAUUCUAUGCCAACAAUGCCUUGUACUAUACGGCACUGCCGACCUUAUUUUGCAAAACCUUGGUCACUGUAAUUCUCCGAGUCGCCACACGAGCUAGAAAUGUGAAUCCACGCCAUGUUUGUUAUUUAUUACUGUUUAAUUUAUUCAUUGAAUGGGCAGUUGAAACAAGUGUCUUAAAACGUGCUUUACAGUUGCCUAUUUGAAAAAAAAUGUAAUAAAAAAAAAGCUUCACGAUUCAAUGUUGUAUGCAAUUUUUACGAUCAUGCAAAUAAGCUUCACUUUAGAAAGAGACAUAUGCAAUCUGUGUGGAUCGAUGUCUGCGGCGUGUCUUCCUCUUGGUUCCACUCCUUGUACAGAUAUUCUGUAAACAGCGACAAAAGUUUUUUAUUUCCACGACUUAUUUUGUUACGACUGUUUUAUAAGUGUUCCUCUUUUCUCAACUGGACGUGAUUGUUAUCCACACCAAGGAAGGCGUUUGUAUCGUUCCACUUUUGCCGCCGGAGGACUUUUCUUCUUCUCUGGAAACAAAAGAUGUGAAUCAAAUGGAAAAAAAAGUGGCUGUAAAGUCUGUAAAUAUCACGGCAUCUUCUGGAUCUUGAUUGUCGAUGGCUGUAAAUAUGUUUGUGCAAGAGCUCACCGUGCAAAUCAGCGUUCUUGUCGUGCCUCUGUACCCGGGGACUCCUCCUGCCAAGCGAACGGCGGGCUAGGACCAGAGCGAUUUGAGAUGUCCCCGAACUCGCCCUCUAGAGGUGAGGCGAGGUGUCUGCACCUUAGCUGUUUAUUACCCCGAGAUUUGUGCCGGUGGCCCCUCGAUGUUCUGCUCUUUUUUCAUGAAUAAAAAGCCAGAGUGUAACCAAGUGUGUCUCUCCA